AUGAGGAAAUUUAUUACCCUCGCUGCCUUUGCUGCCGGCUCCAAUGCCCUCGUUGGCCGCAGUGAUAGCUGCUGCUUCCACCUCACCUCUUCUGGUGGUGCGGCUGGUAAACUUGGCCAGCUGGGUGAUGGCCAGAACCGCAUUGGUGACGAUAGUCUACAAUCAGCACAGUACUGCAUCGACUCCAAUGGCGGUAUCACCGACUCUAGCGGCCGUGGAUGCAUCCUCACUCCCCCCACCACUCAACUGCAGUGCGACGAGGGUGUGUCUGCUACACCUGGUUUCUCUGUCAACUCACAGGGUAAACUCGAGUACCGCAGCAGCCCCGACUUCGUUGCCUGUGCCACCGGCCAAAAUGGUGGCUUGAAUGUCUACACUACCCCUAACAAGCUCGACGUUACUGGUUGUGUGAACGUGCAAUUGUCUGCCGAUGCUUGCUCGAAUACGGGCACCGGUGGCGGCAAUGGUGCCUCAUCCCCGGCUGGUGUACCUCCUGCUUCUAACGCACCGCCAGCCCCAGUUCCUCAGUCCAGCCCUGCUGGCACUGGCCCUGGGGGUCCCGGCGCUGGUGGUGCUGGCUCUGGAGGUGGUGCUCCUGACUGUAGCUGCCCUACCUCCGGUGCUCCUGGUGGCGGUGGUGUUGUUGGCGGCGGUGGUGGUGCGCCACAACCAUCUGCUAGCAUGCCUGCCCCAUCUGGCGGUACUGGUACGAAGCCUUCUGGUCCACAGCCUGCUCCCGGCGGUGGUGGCGGCAGCGGUGCUCCACAACCCGGUCCCUCUCCCGGUGUGCCUGCUCCUGGCGGCGGCGGCGGUGCUUCACAGCCCAGUCCUUCUUCUAGUGCGCCUGCCCCAUCUGGCGGUACUGGUACCAAGCCUUCUGGUCCACAGCCUGCUCCCGGCGGUGGUGGCGGCAGCGGUGCUCCACAACCCGGUCCCUCUCCCGGUGUGCCUGCUCCAAGCGGUGGCGGCGGUGCCUCACAGCCCGGUGCCUCUCCUAGUGUUUCUGCUACCGGCGGCGGAGGUGGUGGCAUCUCUAUUAGUGUGCCUCCUAUCUCCGCCGGUGAUGGUGGCACUCAUCCAACCGGCUCCGCCAGCGCAUCCGUUCCAGCUAGUUCCGCCACUUCCAAGCCCUCGGCCACUGGUACCUCUGGUGGUGCUUGUCCCACAGAUCUCUCGGGUAACUACGAGAUCCCUCACCUUAUCAUUCCUGUCGACUCUUCCUCGCCUAGCACUACCGCAGGAACUGGGUUUAACGGUACUGUGAGCUCGACCAUGUCGACCCUGUUUAACUUCGAUAUCCCAAAUGCCGACGCCGGCAAGACCUGCAGCCUUAUCUUCCUCUUCCCCAAGCUUGAGGAUCUCGAGACCUCGUCUUACAGCUUCAGCGGCGAUGGAAAGAUUGAUUUCGCAAAGCUCUCUUCCAUUGCCGAUUCCUCGACAAACUUCGGCAACAUGCCCUCGGUGUCCCAGGAUCUUGGUACUAUCACUGUCUCUCCUGGCAACUCAUACCUUGUCUCUACGUUCUCUUGCCCGGCUGGCCAGGCUGUCACCUAUGAGAUCAAGAACGCUGGCAGCACCGACUUCAACUUCUUCGAGGACUGGAACCCAUCUCCUCUCGGUCUGUACAUCACCACUUGCUAA
Messenger RNA from Penicillium robsamsonii, 1641 nucleotides. RefSeq names its product putative GPI anchored cell wall protein. Bases 1 to 1641 code for a protein of 546 amino acids. The record is from RefSeq and is a predicted model, not a curated record. NCBI's taxonomy places the organism in Eukaryota, Fungi, Ascomycota, Eurotiomycetes, Eurotiales, Aspergillaceae. The transcript is spliced from 4 exons.